Molecule: messenger RNA, 960 nt
Organism: Darwinula stevensoni
Lineage: Eukaryota; Metazoa; Arthropoda; Ostracoda; Podocopida; Darwinulidae
Source: the annotation of a GenBank genome assembly
AUGGACGCGGUGACGCGGGACCCCUCGACCGGGCGACUGAAUCCCCUUCCACCGCAUCCGGCGCUGCAGCCCUGGGAGACGCGCUACGAGGUCGACGAGAUGCUGGAGUUCAUGAAUUCCUUGAACUACGUGCCCUGGCUCGCCGUCGUCGCUUACGUCGCGAGCAUCUACGCCUUGGAAACAUCCAUGAAGCGUCGACCGGCCUUCUCGCUGAGGAAGGCGAUGGCGGCUUGGAACGCGUUCUUGGCCCUCUUCAGCCUCUUCGCCACUCUGAGGAUGGGGGUCUCCUUCUUCUACAACGUGCAACACUUUGGAUUCAGCCAUUGCACCUGUGCCACAGGGAGGGCAAAGGAAGAUCCAACAGCCUACUUGUGGACCAUGAUCUUCUCCUUCUCGAAGAUCCUGGAAUUCGGCGACACCUACUUCAUUCUCCUCCGGAAGCAGAAGCUGAUCUUCCUCCACUGGUACCACCACGCGAGCGUCCUCCUCUUCACGUGGUUCAACACCGCCAGGGCGGAGGAGGCAGGCGGCUGGUUCUGCUUGAUGAACGCUGCGGUGCACACACUCAUGUAUUCCUAUUACUUCCUGAGGGCCAUGAGGGUGUCGGUGCCUCGAGAGCUCAUGAUGCUCAUUACCAUUUCUCAGAUCGCGCAGAUGGUGAUGGGUAUAAUGCUCUGCGGUUACGUGAGUGUCACGAAGAUGCGCGGGCUCCCGUGCAACAUGUCCAAUCUGAUCCUGACCUGCGCGAUCUUAAUGUAUCUCAGCUACUUCGUCUUGUUCGUGGACUUCUUCCGCAAGACUUACCGAAAGUCCGCUCAGAAGCGACGCAAGUCUUCCUUCCUCGACGGGAAGGAGGAAAUCCCAAGGGAGAAAAACGAGAUCCACGUCGUCGGCAAACUCUCCGUGAACGGCAUCAGCAGGAGGAAGUCCGCGACUUACAGCGAAUUCAUUCAAGGCUAG